AUGUUCCAACUUGGGAGCCUUAUUGUCUUCUGCGGCCUGCUCAUCGGGACCUCAGAAUCUCUUUUGGGUAAUGUUGUCAAUGCUGUGAGUAAUUUGAACGUUCCGAAUUCUGCGUCUGGAGAUGUCCUUCAGAACCUGAAUCUAGAUGUGGGGUCACUUCAGGAAACCACGGAUUGGGCAUUAGCCAGUAACAACAUUCUAGGAGCUUUGAACACACUGGACCUUGGCAAAUUAAACCUCCUUUCAUCUCAGAAAGGUUUAGGAUUGCGAAUCAACAAACUCAGCCUCCUGAACCUGCAAGCUGACCUGUCUUCCAAUGGCAAUGGCAUCGACCUGAAGCUGCCUGUGGUUUUGGAUGCCUCUGUGGCUCUGCCUAUCAUUGGCUCCGCGGUUGAUGUUGCUAUUUCCUUGGACCUUAUAACUUCACUCACUGUUGAAACCAAUGCCCAGACCGGCCUUCCCACGCUGUCCAUUGGAAAAUGCUCAAGUGAUUCAGACAAUAUCUCCAUUUCCUUGUUGGGCAGACGAAACACCUUUGUCAACAGAGUCCUGGAUAGUGUAUCUGGUUUCCUUACAAAUACUGUAACAAGCCUGCUGCAAAACCAAAUAUGUCCUGUGCUCCAGUUCCUCCUCAGCAACCUGAACGUCAAUCUUACUCAAGACCUCCUUUCUAAUAUACUGACAGGACAGUUACCAGCCUCCAUCUGA
This is a messenger RNA of Peromyscus californicus insignis, 708 nucleotides long. Its product is annotated as BPI fold-containing family A member 2-like. The record is from RefSeq and is a predicted model, not a curated record. The transcript has 7 exons. NCBI's taxonomy places the organism in Eukaryota, Metazoa, Chordata, Mammalia, Rodentia, Cricetidae. Bases 1 to 708 code for a protein of 235 amino acids. Gene Ontology annotation, molecular function: lipid binding.